UUAAAAAAGCCUUUAGGGUUAGGGGUUGUGGGGAGGCAUAGUAAAGAAGAGGAAAGAAACCGUAAGGGAGAGAUUUGGAGUCCGAGAGAGAACCCUAAAGAGCGAAAGAAGAAGUUACGGGAGAUAGGAAGAGACACAAACUGAAAGACGUACACUUGAAUCAGGAUUCAGACAAGAAGUAUCGUUGAGAGGAUGGGAUAAAUAAAUCAGAUAUUGAAGACUAUCUGAGGAGAUUUGGAAGAACCCUAGGCACGAUGAAGAAGACAGUCCCUAGGCACGACGAAGCAAGCUUUGAACGACGAAGAAGGUGGUGGUAACUGCUCGCAUUUGGUGGACGAAGGAGUGAGGGCUGGAAAUGGGGUUCGCGGUUGCGUUCCAUCACAUGGGUAGGUUUGAACGGAAUAGGGGAUUGAAGUAUGUGGGGGGUGAAAUCCAUGUGGUAUCGGGUAUCGACACAGAUUUUUGGUCAUUCUUUGAAGCAUUAGGCAUCGUGAAGGAGUUCAAAUACGCUGGAGAUGUUAGACUUUGGUGGAAGGGCUCGAAGGAAACGUUGUUGAACAACCUAAGAUUGUUGAGUGACGAUAAGGAGGCAUUGGCGUUGGCUAAGUAUGCGGAGGAUAGAAAUGAAGAAGUAGAUAUAUAUGUCCAGCACAUUCCUUGUCAGCCUGAGGUGGUUCAUUUUAUUACUGGUCCUGGAAUGGAUGAAGAAGUUGGUCAGGAAGAAGUUGGGGUUGAGGCACAGAGGUGUGAGACCGAAAUAGGAGUUGAUGGUGGUCCGAUUGGUGAGACGGACAUAGGAGUUGAGGGUGAUGAAGAGGUUCAAGUAGAACAAGAGGUUGAGGUUGAAGAAGGGGUUGAGGCACAGAGGUGUGAGACAGAAAUAGGAGUUGAUGGUGGUCCGGUUGGUGAGACAAACAUAGGAGUUGAGGGUGAUCAAGAGGUUCAUGUACAACAAGAGGAGGUUAAGGUAAAACAAGGGGUUGAGGCAGAAGAUGGUGAGCUAGAACAGAGGGUUAAUUGGCAUACCUAGAAGCUCAUGGUGUAAGCAUGCAUUCAGCAUAUAUCCUAGAUGUGAUGUUUUAAUGAAUAACCUGUCUGAGUCAUUCAAUAGUACUAUCUUAUUAGCUAGGGAUAAACCAAUUAUUAGUAUGAUGGAAUGGAUUAGGUCAUACACAAUGAGUAGAUUUGUAACACUAAGAGAAAAAUUAAAUGCAUAUCCUGGUAAUGUUAUGCCUAAGCCAUAGAAAAGGCUUGAUAGGGAAGUGGAGAAAAGUGGCAAUUGGCUUCCAGUGUGGGCAGGGGGUGCAAAGUUUGAAGUCACACAAGGGUUCACCAUGGAGAAGUUUGUGGUAGAUCUGAGUAACCAUACUUGCACGUGUUACUUUUAGGAUUUGAUAGGCAUACCUUGUAGACAUGCUGUAGCAGCAAUUAAUUAUAAGGUGGAAAACCCUGAAGCUUAUGUCCAUCCAUAUUACAAAAGAGCUGCAUAUGAGGCAUGCUAUAGCCCAGAAAUAACCCCAAUCAAUGGACAACAAUUAUGGCCUAAAAGCACUCAACCUGAACUACUCCCACCAAUUUAUAAAACACCACCUGGGAGACCCAAAAAACUGAGAAGAAGGGAAGCUGAUGAACAUGUCAGUCAUUCCAAGCUAUCAAAGAAAAAUCUUAUCAUGAAGUGCAACAUGUGUAAGCAGAUGAGACACAACAUUAGGAGCUGUAGAAGGGGAAUCAGGCACAGAAAGGCACAAUCACAAGGAACUCCAAGUGUUAGUGCACCUAGUAGCGCUGCAGGACCAUCUACCCAAAGCUGCAGUAGUAGAAGAAGAUCUAGACUGAGAGUUGCUGCAAACGUGAACCAGGGAGAAAGACCACCAACAACCCAAACCAGAAGCAUGGCUGCACAAGUGAUAGGGUCUCAAGCAAGUACUGCAACCUCUGCUUAACCCACGUGAAAUACAAGGAGGAAUCAAACUGUUUUGGUUGCUUUUAAUGGUGGACCACUUUUUGUAGCAGUGGGCAAUAUCAUAGUGGACAACUUUUUGGAUUAAAGCAAAAUUGUAUUCAGAUGUAUGGACCACAUGUCUGGUGUCCAAUACUUUAUUGAAUGUAGUUAAACUUAUUUUAUUCAGAUUUGUGGACCACAUGUCUGGUGU
Messenger RNA from Vigna unguiculata (cowpea), 2153 nucleotides. RefSeq lists its product as uncharacterized. Lineage: Eukaryota; Viridiplantae; Streptophyta; Magnoliopsida; Fabales; Fabaceae. The record is from RefSeq and is a predicted model, not a curated record.